Molecule: messenger RNA, 4547 nt
Organism: Siniperca chuatsi (mandarin fish)
Lineage: Eukaryota; Metazoa; Chordata; Actinopteri; Centrarchiformes; Sinipercidae
Product: IgGFc-binding protein-like
Exons: 13
Coding region: 62-4228 (1388 amino acids)
Source: RefSeq, a predicted model, not a curated record
GUCCAUUAGUGAAGGUCAGAAGGUAUUUAAGCAUCCUUAAAUCCUGCACCUGAACCCCUGAAUGUCUGUUGGCCAGCUCAGGUCCUCUCCACUGACAAACAUGGGGUUGUUUGUUGUAAUCUUUUCAGCUCUUCUGCUGAGUGGGUUUUGCAGAGGAGGACCAGCCACUCUAACACCAGAGUCAGGCACCUGCUGGGUCAUGGGCAAUCUCCACUACACCUUUGAUGGCCAUUAUUACACAUUCAUGGGCAACUGCACCUACACCAUGGCCAAGAACUGCCAUGUUGGUGGGACCCUCCCGGCCUUUGAGGUGGAGACCAACAACGUGGGCAACAUACAGGUCCCAUCAGUGGGGACAGUCACUGUCAAUGUUUACGGGAUCAACAUUGAUAUAGUUCGCUCUGAGUUCGGUAUUGUGCGGGUGAACUAUCAACAAUGGACUCUCCCAAUCAACUUGAACAAUGGCCAGGUGAAGCUUUCCCAGAAAGGUGUGUUUGUCGUCAUGGAGACAGAUUUUGGCCUGAGCGUGCAGUACGACUGGAACGAGUACCUUGCAGUCACAGUGCCUGGCAGUUUUGCUGGCAGUGUGUGCGGCUUGUGUGGCAACUUCAACAGCAAAAAGGAAGAUGAUCUCACGACUCCCAGCGGUUCAGUGGCCAGCAGUGUGGCAGCGCUGGGAGAGAGCUGGAAGGCUGCCGGCGCCGCAGACGAAGCCUACUGCCACGAUGAAUGCGUUGGCCACUGUGAAAACUGUCCUCUCAGUGAAGUUCAGAAAUUAGAAAAACAAAUCUUUUGUAGUGCCCUUUUACAAGAUAUUGUUGAACUCGUAGGUUGUCAACCUGAAAUAGACUCCAGCGUCUUUCAAAGCAACUGCAUGCUUGACCUCUGUAGGGGUGAAGCUGUGAACACGUAUCUUUGCAACACUCUUCAAGGCUUUGCUGACAUCUGCCAGAGAUCUGGGGUCAAAGUUCCCAACUGGAGGACUUCUACUAAAUGUCCUACACCCAAGUGCCCAGAAAACAGCCACUAUGAGUUCUGUGGGAGUGGCUGUCCUGCUACAUGUGCAAACCCAAACACUCCCACAAAAUGCAACGCCCCCUGCGUGGAGUCAUGUGUCUGCAAUGACGGCUUCAUGCUCAGUGGCACCAAGUGUGUCCCCAAGGCUCAGUGUGGCUGCAUGUACGAGGGUCACUAUGUGGAAGCCGGAGCUUCCCUCUGGGGUGGUGAGGGCUGCACCAAACGCUACACAUGCUCCGCUGGUGGAAGUUUGUCUUCCAAGCAGACUAGCUGUCCCGCUGGGCAGCAGUGCCAGGUGGUGCAGGGGAUCAGAGGUUGCUAUCCUGUCAACUACGCCACGUGUAUGGUAUCUGGCGAUCCACAUUUUGUGACCUUUGAUGGGCAGCGCUACAAUUUCCAGGGCACAUGCGCAUAUCAGAUGGCUGCGGUCUCCUCCAAUAAAACUGGCCUGGAACAUUUCAGUGUUGUGUUGCAGAACAAUGGCCAAGAUAAGAAGAUCGGGUCCGUUGUCAAGCUUCUAGAAGUCAAAGUGUAUGGGCACACAAUUGCCAUCAGCAAAGAGCACCCAGGCGCUGUUGUGGUCAAUGGUGAGCUCUCCGACCUCCCUUUGAUGCUGGACAGCAAUAAACUCCAUCUUUACACGAGCGGCUGGUUUGCAGUGAUCGAGACAGACUUUGGAGUGAAGGUGUACUACGACUGGAGCAGCGUGGCGUUUGUCAUCGUUCCCAGUACGUACACAGGCGUGAUGCAAGGCCUUUGUGGAAAUUACAACCUCAACCCCAAAGACGACAUGCAGAUGAGAAAUGGGAAACAAGCCGCCACUUCUGAGCAGCUCGGCCAAAGCUGGAAAGUCGCCACGAUCCCUGGCUGCGUGGACGGCUGCAGCGGCCCCUGCCCUGGCUGUAACGCCACUCAGAAAGCAACGUACAACAGCAACAGUUACUGUGGCCUCAUCAGCGACUCUGCAGGCCCGUUUCGUGACUGCCACUCCAAGGUCGACCCUGCGGGUUUCCUUGAUGACUGCCUGUAUGAUGUCUGUCUUUACCAGGGCAGCGGGAACAUGCAGUGCAAGACUUUGACUGCCUACACGGCUGCCUGCCAGCUGAAAGGUGCCACAGUUUACUCCUGGAGGUCAGCUCAGUUCUGUGAUGCCCAGUGCCCAUCAAACAGCCAUUAUGAGCUCUGUACAACCGGCUGUUCCAGAUCAUGUCAGACAGACUCUACACUAUCAAACUGUGGAGCUCAGUGCAUGGAAGGAUAUGUUUGUGAUGAGGGUUACCUUCUGAGUGGAGAUGAAUGUGUGCCUGCCACCCAGUGUGGCUGCAUUUCUGAAGGCAAAUACUACCAGCAUGGACAGGUCUUCUACCCUGAUGCCCUUUGUCAGAAGGAAUGCACCUGUAACGGCACAGUGCAGUGUAAGCAGUCCUCUUGUGGUCCAUAUGAGAAGUGUGAGAUAAAGAAUUACGUGCGAUCAUGUCAGCCUUUGGGAAAAGGGGUCUGCUCCAUCUCUGGAGAUCCACAUUACAACACCUUUGACAACACCACCUAUGACUUCCAAGGCACCUGCACCUACAUAGCAGCUAAAGGCUGCCACCUGAGCGGCACACGGCUCACCAACUUCUCUGUGGCAGUGGAGAAUGAGAAGUGGUAUGGUUUGUCUGCCAAUCCCAAGGUCUCAGUGACCAAACUUGUAGCGGUGGAGGUUUAUGGAACAAUCUUGAUCCUUCGCAGGAACGAAGCUAAUAUGGUUUGGAUAAAUGGGGUACUACUUCACCUUCCACAAAUCCUCCACAAUGGUGCAGUGAAGGUUUAUCAGGAGGGGGCAAAUGAUGUCAUUAUGACUGACUUCGGCCUGAGGGUCACAUAUGAUCUGGUGUACCACGUCACUGUCACUGUCCCUGGAAACUACAGGGGCAGAACCUGUGGUCUGUGUGGCAAUUUUAACAAUAACAAAACAGAUGAGUUCCAGCUUCCGGAUGGAAACGUGUCCAAGGACUUCCAGACCUUUGGAGCAGCAUGGAAAGUCCCCGUGCCUGGAGUGAUCUGUGAAGAUGGCUGCAGUGGUGACCUCUGCCCCAAAUGUGGCGAUUCUGAUAAAGCUGCGAUAGAGGCAAAAUGUGCAAUUAUCACAAAUCCCAAUGGUCCCUUUGCUGCUUGUCAUGAUGUAAUUGAUUCCGCCUCCUACUUCAGAGAUUGUGUCUAUGAUGUUUGCCUGACCAAAGAUGAAAGCAUACUGUGUCACAGUAUUGCUGCAUAUAUGUCAGACUGCCAAGACUUUGGUGCAAAGAUUCAGAACUGGAGAAGUCCUUCUUUCUGCCCUUUUACAUGCGGUAUUGGCAGCCAUUAUGAAACCUGUGUACUGCCUUGCACCUCUCCAUGUCCUGGUCUCGUUGACACCGGCACAUGCACCACAGCUUGUGUUGAGGGCUGCGCCUGUAAUAAAGGCUACCACUACAGUGGAACUGGCUGUGUGCCCUUUGACCAGUGCAGCUGUUAUUACAAUGGCCAAACUUACAAGGUUGGAGAGUCCAUUAUAAGUGAUGACUGUCUCAGGAUUCACACCUGCCAGACCUCUGGAGUAGUUCUGUCAAAGAACAUGACUUGUGACCCCAACGAGAGCUGCCUGGUCAAGAACGGCGUGAUGGGCUGCUACAUUCAGCAGUGCUUUUUGAGCGGCAAUGGGACCCUCACUGCAUUUAAUGGUGAAGGUGGUACUAUAACAGUGCCAGGAGCCUAUGAGAUUAUCCAGAACUGCGACCAAUCUCAGACAUCAGACUGGUUCAGGGUGGUGGUGAAGUUGGAGACAUGCACUCCUGGUGUCAACACAAUUACGGCUGCGUACGUGUUCUUCAAUGAAGUGAUGAUCACAGUCGACAAAAAACAUGACGUCUGGAUAAAUGGAAGGGUGAUGACUCAAACCACGUUCUCCCAGAACAAUGUAAAAGUGGUGGUUUCUGACAGUACAGUGAGAAUCAACAGCCCUUCCAGCCUUCAGCUGUACUUUAGUUCAGCUAAUGAACUCACCAUGAGUGUCAGUGACAAAGUAGCUGACAUGGUAUGUGGGGCAUGUGGGAAGCUCAGGCCUGUUGACACAACACUACGAGAUCUGAGAGAGAGACUGCUGGUCUCUCUUCAUGGGCAGAGUACUGUCUUUGCAACACUUAACAUUGGGCAAUGGACAGCUCCUGAUUUCCCCCAGUGUGGUUUGUAAAUUUCAGUCCUGCCAGCUUUUUGUCAACUGCAUUGAGCAACAUCCUUCAGCACUAACCAAACAGACAGCAUCACUGAUUCAUGAAAUUAUAUUAUAUAGAGAAUCCCAUAUCCAUGUAAAUACCAUUCCUUGCUACGUUUCUGAAAAAGAUGUUUGUCUUGUCAAACAUCUGUAAUAAGAGCAGAAACAUAUAUUCUGUACAAUUGUACAAGAUGCAGCUACAAACUUUAUUGAUAUUUUGCUUUGGAAUAAAUACCAACACCACCCAAAAUAACAAUGAUGCAUUUCACUGUGUUCUCAAUAAACAGUAAACAAACAA